This is a messenger RNA of Ascochyta rabiei, 3843 nucleotides long. RefSeq lists its product as uncharacterized. Lineage: Eukaryota; Fungi; Ascomycota; Dothideomycetes; Pleosporales; Didymellaceae. The record is from RefSeq and is a predicted model, not a curated record. Gene Ontology annotation, molecular function: lipid binding. Bases 1 to 3843 code for a protein of 1280 amino acids. The transcript has 3 exons.
AUGGCGCAGCAGCAGCACGCCCCCGGCGGCCACUACUCGGGCCGCAACCCCAUCCCCACGGUCAGGCAGUUCAUCGACAACCUCGACAGCGACAAGAAGAACCGCGACAAGCAGAUGGACGAGCGCAACAAGGCCGGCAAGACGCCCACGCCCACGCCCACGACGCCCACGAGACCGGGCAAGGAGACGCCGGCCCAGGAUGGCGUGCAGGACCACCAGCUCUCGCAGAAGACGGUCGAGGGCACCGAGAAGACGGUGACGGACCCCACGACGGGCCGCGAGGUGGUCAUUGCCGACGUGGGCAAGGACAUGGUCGACGAGGUCGAGAACCCGCACCUGAUCGUGCCCAAUGCCAACCUCAGCAAGCCCACGCCCAUCAAGACGGACCCCUCGCAGUCGCUCGCAGACUACAAGGAGGCCCAGGACGUGACGGCGCCCCCCGACCCCGUCGCCGAGGGCACCACCUCGGACGUGCCCAUCCACGGCGAAAAGACAAACGUCCUCUUCCACCCCACGCCCUCGGUCAGCUACGAGCCCAUGUUCGCCGAGCUCGAGAAGCGCGCCGCCAUCCUGUGCAUCGGCAUCCUCGUCGUCACCCUCGUCGUCGGCAAGCUCUUCGGCGGCGCCCUCAAGGGCCUUGUCCCGCUGGCCAUGUGUCUGGCCUCUGCUGUCUGGCUCUGGACCAAGGAGCUUGUCCGCAGCGGCCGCGAGGUCGAGUGGUCCAGCGAGCAGUCGCGCGGCCAGAUGGCCACCCUCAACCUGCUCCCCGAAUCCGUCGAGUGGAUGAACACCUUCCUCGGCAUCAUGUGGGGCCUCAUCAACCCGGACAUGUUCCAGGGCGUCGCCGACACCCUCGAGGACGUCAUGCAGGCCUCGGUCCCAGGCGUCAUCGAGAACGUGCGCGUCGCUGAGAUCAACCAGGGCAGCAACCCGCUGCGCAUCCUCAGCAUGCGCGCCCUCCCCGACAACCAGAUGGGCCAGAUGAAGCAGGCCAUCCACGAGGAGAACAAGAAGACAAAGGACCCCCAGGAGGCCGCCGCUGACGAGGAGGGCGGCGACUACUACAACCUCGAGGUCUCGUUCGCCUACCACGCCCAGCCGAGCGGCAAGCGCACCUCCGACAAGGCGCGCAACAUGCACAUGAACUUGGUCUUCUACCUCGGGAUUAAGGGUCUCUUUGGUGUACCCCUGCCCAUCUUCGUCGAGCUCCAGUCGCUGGUCGGCACCGUUCGCCUGCGCAUGAACAUGACACCCGAGGCGCCCUUCCUGAAGAACUUGACCUUCACCCUCAUGGGCGUCCCACAAGUCACCGCUGGCUGCGUGCCCAUGUCCGAGAAGGCGCCCAACCUGCUCAACCUCCCGCUGAUCAGCAACUUUGUCAACUACGCCAUCAAGGCCGCCGCGAGCAUGUACGUUGCACCCAAGUCCAUGUCCAUCGACAUGAGGGCCAUCCUGCAGGGAGACUCCAUCCAAAAGGACACCGAAGCGCUGGGCGUGCUAUGGAUUCGCAUUCACCGCGCCGUUGGCUUGAGCAAGCAGGACCGCCGUGGGUCCAAGCACGGUGGCAGCGACCCCUACAUCACCCUCGCCUUCUCCAAGUACGGCAAGCCCAUGUACUGCACGCGUGUCAUCACCGACGACCUGAACCCUAUCUGGGAGGAAACGGCUGCUCUGCUCGUUAGCCCCGAGCUGAUCAAGGCCGACGAGAACCUCAGCGUUGAGCUGUGGGACUCUGACAGGCACACCGCAGACGACAUCGUCGGCAAGGUCGAGCUCUCCAUGCAGAAGAUGAUCCAGCACCCUGGCAAGAUGUACCCUCAGGUUUCCAAGCUGGCCGGCAUGGACGCCGACAGCGAGAUGCCCGGUGAGCUCCACUGGGAAGUCGGUUACUUUGGCAAGCCCAAGUUCAGGCCUGAGCUCAGGACCGACGGCAAGAACAAGGCCUUGCCUGAUCAGCUCAAGGACGACCCCAAGCUGCAAGACGAAAAGGGCGUCAUCAACUCAGAAGAGGACGAUGCCGUCAUGCACACGCCUCCAGAUCCACUCUGGCCUAGCGGUGUCUGCAGCAUUGUCGUUCACCAGAUCGUCAACCUCGAGCUGGAGAACGUCAAGGGCACUUCAGGCAGCAGGAACGGCCGCGAGUACGAGCCUGCCAAGCCCUACGGCGAGGCGACUGAGGAAACUGGCGGCAACCUGCCCACCUCGUACUGCACGAUUCUGUACAACGACCAGCUGGUGUACCGCACACGAGCCAAGGCUGUUUCGUCCCAGCCCAUCUUCAAUGCAGGAACAGAGCGCUUCGUCCGUGACUGGCGCUCGGCCAUUGUCACCGUCACUGUCCGCGACUCCCGCAACCGCGAGCACGACCCCAUCUUGGGUGUGGUUCCUCUGAAGCUUUCGGACAUCCUCGAGACAUCCUCGCAGGUUACGCGCUGGUAUCCGCUCGAUGGCGGAAUCGGUUUUGGUCGCAUCCGUAUUUCGCUCCUGUUCCGCGGCAUCGAGACUCGUCUGCCUCCCCAGAUGCUCGGCUGGGAUGUCGGUACCUUUGAGUUCCGGUCGCAUGAUAUCCUGAUCACUGGCUACAACCACUCUCCCAAACUCAAGCUGCGAACAGGUGGCAGCACUGGUAAGAUCAGUCGUGCCCACGCGCACAAGCUGCCCGAGGGUGACGGCUAUUACUUCGAUCUGCAGAAGAACGAUGGCCGUGAUGACGUCCGCCUACCCGUCAAGCACCGCUACAGGUCGCCGAUCGUCUUCGAGUUCCACGUUGCCAACAAGCGCAAGGCUGAUGCGUACGCGGUCGUCUGGCUCCAGCACUUUAUCGACAACGAAGACACCGACAUCAACAUCCCCAUCUGGACAACCACACACCCUCAGCGGCUCACACAAAACUACAUCACCGAAGACAACUGCGAGAAGGAGCCAGGUCUCGAGGACCUCAAGGAGGUUGGCCGCCUGCAGUUCCGUGCCCGCUUCAAGGCCGGCACCGACGAGUCGCAUCAAGAUUUUGUAGUCGACAACGACUCGCGGGAGACGUACGAAACCUGGGAGGCCUGUCUUACCGAAGGCGUCCGCAACCGCAAGGUCGAAAAGGAACUGCCGGAGCGUGUCCAGCAGCUCCACGAAGAGUCCCUCAGAGCUGGCCGCGACAUCUUAAAGAAUGCAGACGAGGAAGAGAAGAAGAAGUGGCUCGCAAAGGACGGCAAGGACUGGUCCGGUGCCUUUGGCGAAGAUCCCAAGGCGUACAUGGACACCAAGGGUCGUAAGCGCAGAGAACCAGGCGCCGAGCAGCCGCUUCACGACCCCUUCCACCCCUCUUCGGACGAAGACCAUGAUGACGACUCGGACGACGACGACGACUCCAACUCGAGCUCAGACUUGGGUGUUGAGGACGCAACCACGGCCGGUAGUGCGGCCUCGAUGUCAGGCGGACCUGGCGGCGGUGACCAAUCCAAGCACCCCAACGGCGGCAUCAAGCACCAGAGCACCGACCUCUCGCCCGAUGGUGGCCAGCCCCGUCCCAGCCAAAGCACGGCACGCACAUGGGAGACGACAGACACCAACGGAUCCAGCCAAUCGGUCAAGAGCGUUAACAAGCAGAACAAGCGGGCCGAGGAGCGCAAGCACCGCGGGCUGAUGCAGUGGAAGCCCGCGCGGAACCUGGUAUUUGCCAAAGACGAGGGCAAGCUUGGCCUGAAGAAGCUGAGCAAGAAGCUGACGGGCGGCUUGGAGGGCAGACAGCCUGGCGUCGAGACAGGUGCGUUGUUCCUUCUCUUUUUUGGUGUCUUCACAAACACCACUGAUUCGUACAUGGCUGACAAAUCGACAGAAACGGGAAGCUAA